This is a messenger RNA of Pichia membranifaciens NRRL Y-2026, 5964 nucleotides long. RefSeq lists its product as hypothetical. The record is from RefSeq and is a predicted model, not a curated record. Gene Ontology annotation, biological process: signal transduction; protein phosphorylation; fungal-type cell wall biogenesis. Lineage: Eukaryota; Fungi; Ascomycota; Pichiomycetes; Pichiales; Pichiaceae. The coding region runs from base 1 to 5964 and encodes 1987 amino acids. Gene Ontology annotation, molecular function: diacylglycerol-dependent serine/threonine kinase activity; ATP binding; protein binding. The transcript has 4 exons.
AUGUCUGGCUCUGUGAUUCGUGCUCAAAGAUGGCAGGUUGACGGUGAAGAACAGUAUUUGGCGGUAAAUCCAAAUGGGGAGAUCGUGUCCCUUUAUCAGACAGACCGACAUGCCACCAAUGAAGAAGACAACAUUGUGAAAAUAACAGAGAGAACUGAUUUUGAUAACAUACAGUGCAUAAAUUACUCUGAUGCUACUCCAGGUUUGGCAGCUGUAGGACAGUUUGACGGUAGAAGCUUCCUUAUAGACAUCAGAGACUCAUCUGUCGAGCCGAUUGUUCUCAAACCACUGCAGCCGAGAUCCUGCAACUCUGUCUCGUUUAAUGAGAAUGGACUGAUUGCAUUGGGCUAUGACAGAGGACGACAAGAUCACUCCAUUCACGUCUGGGAUAUUAAUAGUUUACAAAGAGGUGACUUCAGGGGCAAAACCAGCAAAAUUUUCAGUUGUAUCACCAACGAAAGUAUAUCAUCGCUUUCAUUUUGUCCUACUGAACCGAAAAACUUUGUCACAGGAAGUUACAAGCUUCUCAGAGAGUAUGAUGUCAGAAGCAAUCAGCCAACGUAUCAGAUUGCAACCCGAUGCACAUUGAACAUAAGCGUUAAUCCAUUCAGCCCUUUCAUGUUUGCGUCCAACAGUGAAGACGGUUCCCUUGCGAUUUGGGAUCGUCGGAAACUUACAGAAUCAUUCCAGAUGAACAGUGCAUAUCAGAAUACAAACGUGUCAAAUGAGGGCCCCGUUCUUUUGUUUAGCAAAUUGUUGAAUGAUUAUCAGAGAAGGACCAAUGGCUCUCCGUAUCGGUUUUCUUCCGUCCAGAGAGGCGAAAUUGGUGCAUUAUUUGAUGGUGAUUUGGUGAGAAGAUGGCAAGUGGCCAAUGUUCCUCCACUUGAGUCAGAGGUAUACCAAUAUGAACAAAUGGUGAAGCUGAAUAAAAAGGAGAAUCCAAACUUUGUACCAAAGGUCGCUAGACCGACAGGGUCCAUGUUUAUUUCAAAAGUGCAUGACACUAAGACGAAAUACGAGAGGGUUAUCUCCUUUGAUUACGCCCCGUCCGCAAAUGCAGCAUAUGGCAUAGAGCUAGUUUGCAUGCGGCAGUCUGGUAGUAUAUAUAAGAUGAAAGUUGUUGACAGCCAGAACAGUAUUGCUUUCAGCUCGUACAAUGAUAUCACAUUCUGUGGAUCAAGUGGCGUUUUCAGCAAAUUUGCAAUAGAUGAAGUUAACGAUACAAUGCAUAAUAAAAUCGAAAAAAUAGAUGACAAGCUGGCGGCCCUUUCGCUGUCCAAACGAACUACUCAAGAUGAUAAUGAGGAUGAGGGGUUGGGCAAUUCACAAGAAUUCGAUGAUAGCAAGGAGGCUACAGAUGGGAAGAAAAAGGCUGCAAAUGGGGAAAACGGGUACAUGGCUGAUGCAGAGGCAAUGGCUUUGAUAUCGGACUCAUUGUUGGAGAAUGAUAUAUGCUCCACGAUAAGAAGGAGAGCUUCGAGAGGGUAUGGGACCAGCUGUAAAAAUAACAUGGAGACCUUGUCUUCCAUGAAUACAUACGAGACGCAAUUGCACUUAAACAAUGCAUGGAAAUGGAUAGACAUUUCAUAUGAUUUAAUUACUGCGGGCAAGAUGAACUUCGGCGACUUUGAUUUUGGUUAUCUAGGAGUGCUUGGGAUUUGGAACAUGAACAAAGAUUUUAUGACGUUCAAUAGGUACACUGGAUUUGAGAAUAUCACCGAGAAGGAUAUCAUGAAUGCUGCGAAGGGGAUUGUAGACCGAAGGGCUAGAGAAUGCAGUCUACUUGCGAAGCCGGUAAUUGGGUUCCAAGGACAGAGCUCAAAAGAGGUCCAGAGACGUUUGGCCAUGUACGUCAUUGGAUGGGACUUUGGGGUAAGAGAAUUGGAGGAAAAGUACAUCAACUUGGUGGCCAACGGCAACUACGAAAGGGCUGCUGGCUGGGCUGUUUUCCACGGAGACGUGAACCGUGCAAUCAGCAUUUUGGGCGAAUCGAACAACGAGAACUACCGGAUCAUGUCUACUGCGAUAGCUGCGUAUUCUGCCUUCAAGGACUCCACCACGAACAAUACGUGGAAGGAUAGGUGCAGGCAGUUGGCGUCUGAUUUGGAAGACCCUUACUUGCGGAUAAUCUUUGCGUACAUUGCCGACGGGAACUGGUGGGACGUUCUUGACGAGUCUGCGUUGCCAUUGCGAGAGAGACUUGGCGUGGCGUUGCGGUUCCUUCCCGAUUCAGAGUUGGAGAUCUACUUGAACCGGCUGGCGGACACGAUGAUCGAGCGGGGCGAUGUGGAGGGGAUCAUCUUGACGGGGAUCACGAUGAAGGGCAUCAACCUCCUCCAGUCGUUUGUCGACCGCAACAACGACAUUCAGACGGCGUGUUUGAUUGCGUCGUUUGCGAGCCCGAAGUACUUCACCGACGAGCGGGUCGAACGCUGGGUCGAUAGCUACCGCACGUUGCUCAACAGCUGGAGCUUGUUCUCUGCACGGGCGAAGUUUGACAUUGCGAGGGCGAAGCUCUCCAGGAAGAGCAACGAACAGAGCCCCUCGGGCAACUUCGUGCCGAGACAGCUCUAUCUCCAGUGCACGAACUGCCACAAGUCGAUAACAAAGGACACUGUCUCCAGCAGCGGCAGCGGCAGCGGCAGCACCCACGGCGCCAACGCCAACGACAAGAAGACCCGGAAGGACACCAACAACCAUUCGUGCCAGCACUGCGGCUUCCCGCUCCCCCGCUGUGCCAUCUGCCUCAUCACACAGGGCGUCCCCGUGCCAAAGGAGGACAAGCUGAAUGACAUCUUGAAGAAGAUCGACCGGGAGAAGAAGUUGGCAGAGGGAGCCACCAACGUGCGGAAGAAGACCAACAACCCGUCCGUUAUCCAGAAAUGCAACACGCAGGUGAGAGAAGCACAGAAAAACAUAGAGUACCUCGAGUCGAUCCUGAAGAAGUUGCAGAUCUCGAACGCCUCCUCCACUAGCGACGCCGGCAGCAACAACCCGAACACAUCCAAUGCCAAGUCGUACAACCAGGUCAGACAGAGGCCGCUCUUCACGGCGUUGGACCUCCUCAAGUACGAUUGCCCGUCCUUGGGCCACAAAAUCCAGUACAUGAUGCAGUUGUUGGAAUUCAAGAUCCAGGUCGAAACACAGUACAGGGAAGCAAACGAGAAGAUGUACAACCUCUACCAGGUCGAAGGUGACCGGUCCAGCAUUGCCAUGGCCGAGCGGGGCCGGUCCGAAAGCGAUCGAAAAUUGCAGCUCAUGAAGAGAGCUAUGAAGGAGUACCAGUCGAUGUACAUCGACUUUGACGAUAUUUCCAGGGAAAAUGCCAUGAUCAACACUGUCAGGAAGAACCCGCUAUCCGGCGUCUUGUUCAUCCAGAUCCAGGCAAUCAAAAACGUAGAUCACAUCCAAUCGCCGCUUUUUUCCAGGAACCCAGAAUGCAUAAUCAGUAUUAAAAUAGAUGACAACGAGAGAGCCAGGACCAAGGGAUCAAGAAACGAUAGAUGGGCCGACUUUUUCGACAUCAAUGUCGAAAAGGCCAACGAGCUGUCCUUGACAGUGUACGACAAGAUAAACGACCAGUUGAUUCCCGUCGGCCUUUUCUGGCUUUCCUUAUCUGAUGUUGCAGAAGAGAUCCGUAGAAAGAAGGUCAAACAGGAGAGGGUCACAUCCGAACAGUGGAUCAAUGGCUCUAACAUCUCAGAUGACAGUACAGGGAACCAGUCGUCGAGCACACUGCUCAAUUCUGUUCCCGACCUAUCUUCAAAAGCCUCCUCGGUGCAAAAGCUUCCUUUGGCAACAAGUACAAGUGAUUCUCCCUCUUCAGCUUCAACCUUCUCAGCGAUCAGAUCGACUGGUUGGUAUGGAAUAGAACCGACUGGUGAAAUAUUACUAACGCUGGGUUUUGUUAAAACCAAUGAAAGUAAAAACAGGACAGACCAUAACAAUUUCACAAGCGGCUUAGGACGUCAUGGUGCAAUCCGUCAAAGGAAAGAAGAAGUUGUGGAAUCUCAGGGACAUAGGUUUGUGCAGAAACAAUUUUACAACAUCAUGUCGUGUGCUGUUUGUAACGAGUUCUUGAGGUACACAGGCUUCCAAUGUGAAGACUGUUUGUUCUUAUGCCACCAAAAGUGUAUCAAAAACAUCAUUGCCAAAUGUAUAUCUAAAUCAAGUUCUGAUAUCAGCUCGGAAGACACAAAAUUGAACCAUAGAAUCCCACACAGAUUUAGUCCGGUUACAAAUCGUGGUGCAAAAUGGUGUUGCCAUUGUGGUUAUCUUUUACCAUUUGGUAAGAAGAAUGUUCGCAAGUGUGAAGAAUGUGGUACCAUGUGCCAUGCUAACUGUAUGCACUAUGUUCCAGAUCUCUGUGGUAUCUCACCAAAAACUAUAGAAAAAAUUCUGGAGGCUUUAAGAGCAAGUCAACAGAAAACUAGCAAAAGGAAGUCUUUGCCAAAGACCACCUCUGGAGCAGCCACAUUGCUGAAUCUGUCGUUAGGCAACGAUGCUCAAAAUAAUAGUAACAGCCACAACAACUACAUUAGAAGCCUUGAUAAUAAUGAUAAACCAGAUGAUUAUUUCUAUCAGGAUAAUGAUCACAAGGUAGAUAAUACAGCAGAUACUAGCACAAUGAGUGUCGAAAAUCAUAACAAGCUGUUGGAACCUACGAAUAAAACACAACCGAUAAUCACCCCGCCAACUGACAACCUAUAUCCGGCAAGAGCGGUCACCAGAAAUAGUUUGGAAGAAGCGAAUGAUAGAGAAACGAGCAAUAACACUUUCACCAGAGAAGAGAUUCAGGAUAGUUACAUAACGACUGAUAGCAACUUGCCUGAAGCUAAUGCUGACUCUUCAGAACUCGAAAUCAGACACAGUGUUAAAAUCCCUAAAUACCCACAAGAGGGCUCCAAAAGUGCUCCUGAAGAUAUGACACUUGCUGACUCGACAAAACGCCGCCACCGUAAAAGAUACGGCUUGGAUGAUUACAGAUUUCUAUCUGUCUUGGGUAAGGGUAACUUUGGUAAAGUCAUGCUUGCAGAAUAUGUCAACAAUAACCAACUCUGUGCUAUCAAAGUAUUAAAAAAGAAUUUCAUUGUUGAAAACGAUGAAGUUGAGAGUACGAAAUCUGAAAAGAGAGUUUUCCUGGUUGCAAACAAAAAGAAACAUCCUUUCUUGCUGAAUCUGUACCAAUGCUUUCAAACUGAAAACAGAAUUUAUUUUGUCAUGGAGUAUAUCAGUGGAGGUGAUUUGAUGUGGCAUGUCCAGCAAAAAAAAUUCUCUUUGAGGAGGGCUCAAUUCUAUGCUUCUGAAAUUCUACUGGCUUUGAAGUUCUUGCACGACAAUGGUAUCAUUUACCGAGAUUUGAAAUUAGAUAACAUCAUGCUGACCACGGAAGGCCACAUCAAAUUGGCUGAUUAUGGUUUGUGCAAGGAAAACAUGUGGUUUGGAAACAAGACGAGAACUUUCUGUGGUACUCCGGAAUUGAUGGCCCCCGAAAUCAUUUCUGGAGAACAGACCUAUGACAAGGCUGUUGACUGGUGGGCGUUUGGUGUGCUAUUAUAUCAAAUGAUCUUGACCAAAACACCCUUCAAAGGUGACGAUGAAGAGGAAGUUUUUAAUGCUAUUUUGACCGAUGAACCGCUUUAUCCAAUAAGUAUGUCGAAAGAAGCUGUCGACAUUAUUCAAAAGUUGUUGACGAGAGAUGCCAAACUUAGAUUAGGUUCUAGUGAGAGGGAUGCAGAGGAGAUCAUGGAGCAUCCCUAUUUUGCAGAUGUCAAUUUCAAUGACAUUUUCAAUAUGAAGGUUACCCCUCCUUACAAACCCGACGUGAGCGAUCCUAGAGAAGCCAAAUGCUUUGAGGAAGAGUUCACCUCUCAGGCUGCCAAGUUGACACCGGUUAACAGUGUUUUGUCUCCUAAGCUGCAGGAGAUGUUCCGUGGAUUCACAUAUUCCUGUGAUGACGAGUAA